Molecule: messenger RNA, 468 nt
Organism: Anisakis simplex (herring worm)
Lineage: Eukaryota; Metazoa; Nematoda; Chromadorea; Rhabditida; Anisakidae
Source: the annotation of a GenBank genome assembly
AUGGAUUCAGUGCGCACCGUAUACGCAGAUGGUAAAGAAUUUAUCUCAUCGAUAAUCGAGUGGCGUUCUGCUGCCACAGCACCGUAUUUUAUGCUGAUUAAUACGGUUUUUUGGUGGAGCGUGUUUUAUUUGCAACAUGACCUUCAGCAAAAGCUGUUGGUAUCAUUGGCAAUCGGUGUAUUCAGUUGGGAUAUUCUAUUGUCGUCGACUCAUGAGCACAGCAUUCUUGUGCAUCUAUUGAUAUGGCCCAUUAAGAACAGUUUGAGGACUGCGAGUGUUAUUCUAGCAUUGUCGAGUGCAUAUUCGUUGCAAUAUGCUCAACUAGAAAAGGCUUGUUGGAUGGCUUAUUCAACAUGUAAGUUUUAUGUUUAUCGUUUCAUUUCUCCGAAUUUGAGAAUUGCAACAGCCAUUAUGAUAAAACCCAAUAAUAGUGCUCAGGAUAUAGUUCGAAAUAUUUUACAUCGAUAA